Messenger RNA from Loxodonta africana (African savanna elephant), 480 nucleotides. RefSeq names its product keratin-associated protein 4-7-like. The record is from RefSeq and is a predicted model, not a curated record. Lineage: Eukaryota; Metazoa; Chordata; Mammalia; Proboscidea; Elephantidae. The transcript has a single exon. Bases 1 to 480 code for a protein of 159 amino acids. Gene Ontology annotation, cellular component: keratin filament.
AUGGUCAACUCCUGUUGUGGCUCCGUCUGCUCUGACCAGGGCUGUGGCCAAGACCUCUGCCAGGAGACUUGCUGCCACCCCAGCUGCUGCCAGACUACCUGCAGCAGGACCACAUGCUGCCGCCCCAGCUGCUGUGUGUCUAGCUGCUGCCGCCCCAGUUGCUGUGUGUCCAGCUGCUGCCGCCCCAGUUGCUGUGUGUCCAGCUGUUGCCACCCAGUCUGCUGCCAGACCACCUGCCGCCCCAACUGCUGUGUGCCCAGCUGUUGCAAGCCCCAGUGCUGUCAGUCUGUGUGCAGCCAACCCACCUGCUGCCAUCCCAGCUGCUGCCACCCCUCCAGCUGUGGCUCCAGCUGUUGCCGCCCCUCCUGUUGCUUCCGCCCAGUCUGCGGCCAAGUCUCCUGCCACACCACUUGCUAUCGCCCAACCUGUGUCAUCUCCACCUGCCCCCGUCCCACCUGCUGUGCCUCUUCCUGUUGCUGA